AUGAGGACCGCCUUGAUCUUGCUCGGCAUUCUGGGAAUGGCGUGUGCUUUCUCUAUGAAAAAUUUCCAUCGAAGGGCCAAAGCAGAGGACUCUGAAGAAAACGGGGUCUUCAAGUACCGGCCGCGCUACUUUCUCUAUAAGCAUGCCUACUUUUACCCUGCUCUAAAGCGGUUUCCAGUCCAGGGUGGCAGCGACUCUUCUGAAGAAAAUGGAGAUGGUGACAGCUCUGAGGAGGAGGAGGAGGAAGAGGAGACUUCAAAUGAGGAGGAAACCAAUGAAGACUCCGCUGGCAAUGACGUGGAAGAACCGGGAGCUGAGAACGCCACCCUCGCUGGAGUGACACCCAGCUACGUCACAGAGACGGCCACUGCAGAAGAGCCCGGGUUAGCUGCGCUCCAACUGCCCAAGAAGGCUGGAGACGCUGUAAGCGAGGCUGCAAAGACGAAGGAAAGUGACGACGAAGAAGAGGAAGAGGAAGAGGAGGAAGAAAAUGAAAACGAAGAAGCAGAGGUGGAUGAAAACGAGCAGCUCGUCAAUGGCACCAGCACCAAUUCCACGGAGGUGGACGGCGGGAACGGCAGCAGCGGAGGGGACAAUGGCGGCGAAGAAGGCGAGGAAGAAAGAGUCACUGAAGCAGGUACCGCAGGAAACACAGCCGGUGGCGGGGAGCAGACCAGUGAGGGCCCCACGGCAACUGUCCCGCUGGACGGGUUUCAUCACACGACCCCAUCACCCGAAGCCUAUGAGGCCACCUCCCCACCGACCGUACAAAGCACCACUGCUGAGUAUUGGGGAGAAUACGAACAAGCAGGCAACGAGUACAACUCUCAGUACGAAGUCUAUGACAACGUGAACGCGGAGCCUCGCGGGGACACUUACCGAGCCUAUGAGGACGAAUACAGCUACUACAAGGGGCGUGGCUAUGAAGGCUAUGAGGGUCAAGACUAUUACUACCAUCAGUGAAGGCCCCUCCUGGGCUGAGUCCCCCAUUCUGUCCUUGCACCCGGCUACCAGUUUCAAAGUUCAACUCAGGAAGGUGCAGUAGAACAGGCGUGCAAGUUUUUACAAUGCGGAAUGGUGCUACAGUCCCAGAGAGAUUUCCGCAAAUGCUUCUGUUUG
Molecule: messenger RNA, 1119 nt
Organism: Acomys russatus (golden spiny mouse)
Lineage: Eukaryota; Metazoa; Chordata; Mammalia; Rodentia; Muridae
Gene: Ibsp
Product: integrin binding sialoprotein
Exons: 6
Coding region: 1-963 (320 amino acids)
Biological process (GO): extracellular matrix organization; ossification; bone mineralization
Cellular component (GO): extracellular region
Source: RefSeq, a predicted model, not a curated record